Hylaeus anthracinus is the source of this 2380-nucleotide messenger RNA. RefSeq names its product probable tyrosyl-DNA phosphodiesterase (gene gkt). The record is from RefSeq and is a predicted model, not a curated record. The transcript is spliced from 6 exons. The coding region runs from base 134 to 2257 and encodes 707 amino acids. NCBI's taxonomy places the organism in Eukaryota, Metazoa, Arthropoda, Insecta, Hymenoptera, Colletidae. Gene Ontology annotation, molecular function: 3'-tyrosyl-DNA phosphodiesterase activity; single-stranded DNA binding; double-stranded DNA binding. Gene Ontology annotation, biological process: single strand break repair; double-strand break repair. Gene Ontology annotation, cellular component: nucleus.
UUAUUUUCUGAUAACAAUGAUAACAUAUUAACAUAUAGAACUAAGCAAAACGUGUAAUUUUACUGUAUUACGUGCAAGUUUGCAAAUUAUCUACGUUUAAUUAUUUGCUCUACAAGGAUAAGUGUAAUACGAAAUGGCAUCCAGUUCUUCCAAUAACGAUGGUUUAGUUAAGAAAUUGUGCCCCUACAUGGAAAAAUGUUAUCGAAAAAAUCCAAUUCAUUUCAAAGAAAUGUCACAUCCUCAUUUGGAAAAAAUUGUAGUAAAUUAUUUAGAAACAAAGAUACCAGAUGAUCUUGAUUUUGAAUGCUCCGACCGAUCGCUUUUAAAGGAUCAGUUAAAUGUUUUGCGAAUGGUAAUGAUCAAAGAGAGAAAUAGCGGUACAAGCAGUUUGUCAACUGUGGCAAAAGUUCCAGAUUCAGAAGUUGUUGUUACAUAUUGUAGCAUUUUGAGUAAAGAUAAUGUUGUCACACAGAAUUUAAAAGAUAAAGUAGAAAGACAUAAGCAAAUAAUGACUGAAAGAAGGGAGAAUAAGUUGAAGGGAAUGGAUGAACAAGCAGAAGCGCUUUCUAGAUGUUCUACCAGUAACGUUAAAAAUAACAUAGACAACAGUAAAGUUUAUACGAUGAGGCAGGAACUCGAUAGUCUCAAAAUAACAGAGGGAGGAAUGGGAGGGGAUAAUUCUCUACAAGGAACAAAAAGAAAUAAUAGUUUUAAUACUGAUGAAAGCGAAAGAAAAAGAUCAAAGUCGAGUAAUAGCGAAUAUCGUGACAAUGUUAAAGAAUCUACACAAAGUACAGAUAUAAAUUCAAGUAGUGGCCAGAGUUCUAGUUCAUCCAAGCAAUCUUUGAUUGAAAUUUUCCAAUCGUGUAAGUCUGCAAAGGCUAAAGAUGAAAUCAGACAUAAAGUUAUUAAUAUGAUGAAACAACAAGGGCUUCGUGUAUCUGUGGUUGAACCAGGAUACUUUGACAUAAAAUAUGCUCUUUCAGCACCGUAUCACAUAUUUUUUACAAGAAUUCAAAAGUCAAAAGCAACAUACGAUCAACAGUAUUCCAUAACGUUUCCUGAAAUUUUAGACAGAAGUUUGGGAGAAAUUGUAUCUAGUUUGCAAAUAAAUUUUAUGGUCGAUGUUGGCUGGUUGUGCCUACAGUAUUUGUUGGCUGGCCAAUCUACAGAUAUGAUGAUUUUAUUUGGAGAAAGGGUAGAUACAGACAAAGUAGGCUUAAACAUUACCAUGAUACCUGUAGAAAUGCCAACAAGGUUUGGUUGUCAUCAUACCAAAGUCAUGAUUCUAAAAUACAAAGACGAUGGCAUACGAGUCGUUGUGUCUACCGCGAAUUUAUAUAUGGAUGAUUGGGAGAAUAGAACGCAAGGACUUUGGAUAUCGCCGCACCUUCCACCGCUUCCAGAGUCGGCAAAUACCACCGAUGGAGAAUCACCUACAGGUUUCAAAAAGGAUUUAGAACGUUAUUUAUCUAAAUACAGACAACCAGUUUUAACAGAAUGGAUCUGUGCUAUCCGAAGAGCAGAUUUUUCAGCGGUAAACGUAUUCUUCCUAGCUUCGGUUCCUGGUAGUCAUAAAGAUAUGGAUUACAAUUCUUGGGGUCACAGAAAAUUAGCUACUAUCCUUUCUAAACAUGCCACGCUACCUCCAGAUGCGCCACAAUGGCCAAUCAUUGCUCAGAGUUCCAGUAUCGGUAGCUUAGGUCCAAACUAUGAGAGUUGGCUUCUGAAAGAAAUCGUACCUUCUAUGUCAAGAGAGACGACAUCGGGACUGAAGAGUCAUCCGAACUUCCAAUUCAUUUACCCUUCUAUAAACAAUUACAAACAAAGUUUCGAUUGUCAGGUUGGAUCUUGUUGUUUACCUUACAGCCUCCAAACCCAUUCUAAACAAGAAUGGGUUGAAUCUUAUUUAUAUCAGUGGAAGGCUACGCACUCGGCAAGAGAUAAAGCGAUGCCUCAUAUUAAAUCUUAUACAAGAUUGUCGCCCGACUUUAAGAGAAUCCCUUGGUUCGUUCUCACCAGUGCCAAUUUAAGCAAAGCUGCGUGGGGAACGGCUAGGAAUUCGCAUUGUAUUAUGAGUUACGAAGCCGGUGUUAUAUUUAUUCCUAAGUUUAUUAUCAAGGGAUCAACGACAUUUCCGAUUAAAGAAGAAGAAGCGGGAGUACCAGUCUUUCCCAUUCCAUACGAUAUACCUCUAACCAAAUACGAGCCUGGAGACAAGCCUUUUGUCAUGGAUAUCUUCGACGGUCGUGAUUAAGUGUCCAGUAUUUGAUAACUUACAAAGUACUGAACUUAUAUCCAAGUAUUUGUGUAUAUUUUUAAAGAUGUAAUGUACAAGAGAACUUUUAUAAUAAAUAACAUAGUAAUUCCUCUUAUAGUA